Messenger RNA from Sceloporus undulatus (fence lizard), 1096 nucleotides. RefSeq names its product transmembrane protein 14A (gene TMEM14A). The record is from RefSeq and is a predicted model, not a curated record. The transcript has 5 exons. Gene Ontology annotation, cellular component: mitochondrial membrane. Gene Ontology annotation, biological process: regulation of heme biosynthetic process. The coding region runs from base 93 to 398 and encodes 101 amino acids. NCBI's taxonomy places the organism in Eukaryota, Metazoa, Chordata, Lepidosauria, Squamata, Phrynosomatidae.
GAAGGAGAGGGAGGGAGGGAGGAAAGAAGGAGGGUCUGAGGCAGUGGCUUUAGGAGGGAGACACACCUCGGGAGCCCAGCAGACUUCUCAUCAUGAGUGUUGACUGGUUUGGCUUUGGUUAUGCUGCAAUUGUGGCUCUUGGAGGGGUCGUGGGAUACAUUCGCAAAGGCAGCAAAAUCUCAUUGAUUGUUGGUCUCUUCUCUGGCUUGAUGGCUGCUUAUGGUGCAUACUGGGUAACCCAUGAUCCCAGGGAUGUGAAGAUUUCAUUGAUUACUGCUUUUCUUCUGACCAUUGUCAUGGGAGUGAGAUUUAAGAGGACCAAGAAAUUAAUGCCAGCUGGAAUCAUAGCAGCUCUAAGCCUUCUGAUGGUUUUGAGACUUGUCCUUCGGCUGGUAUGAAUGACCAAAGCAGCAAGAAACAACGUUUAUAUCAUUCGAUGUGAACAAGCAAAAAUUUCAACGCUUCCCAUUCUCAGGGAUUUGGUUCCAGACCACCCCUCAUGCAGAUGGUAAAAAACGCAGAUGGACGUGUCCCAUAUUAUUCAGUGGCAAUUAUCCAUGGGCAGUCAAAUCUGCGGAUUCCCAGCCUGCUAUUACUAAGGGUCCACUGUAAUGUCUCUAUAAAUCAAGUACCCAAAGGCAGUGUUACUCCUUGUAGAUUUGGAACUAGAUUCUUCAAAUUACAUUGUGUUUUUAGUGCCAUUUUCCUGGCAUCUGUGUUUUUGCUUACAGUGGUAACUAGUUUGUUCUUUUAAAAAUCUUAAUUCUUUAUAUGCUAAGGAGCUUUCAAUUCUACCUUUCUCCCACAAAAGAUAAGUGGGGGUCACAGGGCCUUUGAAACUCAGGUUAGUUGUAUUUAGUGGGCACACAAUUUGUAUAAAGUCCCAAAUAACAAUUUUUGGAGAACAUGUUAUGAAGCAAUGUAAUAUGGAUCAUGUAAUAUAUUGCUGCUCACUUGCUGACAAUUUAUUAAGUUUUGUCUCAGUAGCACCAGAAAGAUCUUUAUUUUGGAAACGCAGUAAUGCUUGUCUCCUAAAAUCCAACAUGUAUAAACUGCCAAAAACCUGAAAUAAAGAAAUUUCAAUACUUUGAAGCCA